AUCAGCAAAACCUUGAAUAAGCUCUUUAAAAGAUAACAUUCGAUCGAACUAUUGAUCAGUCUUGAGUUUCGUACACCCGCCAGACGUUGAUGAACAAAGUCAAAUUCAUAGGCUGUACAUCUUAUUAAGACAGAAACUUUCAAAGCAGCGUUACCAUGGCGACUGCACAAGAAAUUAAGGAUGAGUACCUUGAGUGCAAAAUUUGCUUCGAGCCUUUUGUCACCCCAAAAGUUCUGGACUGCCUGCAUUCCUUCUGCCUAAAAUGCCUACAAAGGAUAGAAGCCAAAGCCAAAAACAAACACAUCAUAUCCUGCCCAAUCUGUCGAUGUGAAACAACAACGCAAAAAGGGGUGGAUGGCCUGCGCGUGAAUUUCUUGAUCAACUCACUCCAAGAAGCUAUGGGGAAAAUGCGCGCUGGUCCUGUGACGUGUGAGUUCUGCGAUGACGACGCUUCACAUAAGUGUAUACAGUGUCUGGAUGAUAUGUGCAAGUCACACGCUUCCAUGCACACUUAUUCCAAGUUCACAAGGAAUCACAAUGUCGUACCACUGGAUGAGGUGAAAUCUGGUAAAUAUGCUACCCAGAUCAAAGCCGCCCAACAGGUUGAAUGUGAGACGCAUGCUGGGAAGUACAUAGAGCUUUUCUGUACACAAUGUGAUACUCCCGUAUGCAUGAUGUGCAAGAUCACAGAACACGAUAGCCAUAAAUGUGUCACAAUUGCCCAGGCAGCUGCAACCAAAAAAGCGGGAAAACUCUUACCACUUGCGGACGCGAUAUAGAUGUUGUUAUGUUUUCAAAACAACUUGCAACUACAUUAGAUACAAAACAUGGCAAAGCGUCAUUCCCACCCAUCAUAUAUACAGUUGAAAGUGA
This is a messenger RNA of Owenia fusiformis, 873 nucleotides long. The record is from the annotation of a GenBank genome assembly. NCBI's taxonomy places the organism in Eukaryota, Metazoa, Annelida, Polychaeta, Sabellida, Oweniidae.